AUGUUCGUCAAAGCUGCAAUCCUGAGUGCGCUCGUCAGCGCUGUGUCUGCUGGCACCGUCUUAUGGGAUGGCCGCUUCAAUAACUUCACCUCGUCCGCCGACCUUAACAAUUGGUCUUGGGCCAACCAAGUCGGACCUUACCAGUACUACAUUCACGGCUCCGGACCCGUAACAUCCUACGUGAACCUCUCGCCCUCCUACAAGAACCCCGGCGACACAAACUCCAAGCAGGGCGCCAAGAUCACCAUCGAUAGCACCGCCAAAUGGAACAGCGAUAUGUGGCGCACAGAACUGAUCCCGCAGACCGCCGCCGCUAUCAACAGCGGUACGGUGUACUACCACUUCAGCAUCAAGCGCAGCACCACCAACGUUCCCAGCGCCACCAACGAACACCAGAUCUGUUUCUUCGAGAGCCACUUCACGGAGCUCAAGUACGGCUGGAUUAGCGGCGACCAGGGUACUUCCAACACGAGCUUGCAGUGGUUCGUGGGUGGGCAGAGCAAGUGGAAGGUUGAUUUGACGGCAGACGAGUGGCACAAUGUCGUCUAUGAGAUCAACUUCGCCUCCCAGCAAGUCACCUUCUGGCACUCGACUGGCAACAACACGCUUGUCAAGACUGCGGGUCCUGUCUCUGCGAGCACGUCGAGCAAUGGCGCGGAUUGGCAUUUGGGUGUCUUGAGACUGCCUCGACAGGGCAAUGAUGGAACUGGGGCUGAGGAUUGGUACUUUUCGGGCGUUUAUGUGGAGAGUGGAUCGCUUACUACUUCUGUUGUCAGCCCGAAGUAA
Molecule: messenger RNA, 786 nt
Organism: Didymella exigua CBS 183.55
Lineage: Eukaryota; Fungi; Ascomycota; Dothideomycetes; Pleosporales; Didymellaceae
Product: glycoside hydrolase family 131 protein
Exons: 3
Coding region: 1-786 (261 amino acids)
Source: RefSeq, a predicted model, not a curated record